This is a messenger RNA of Somion occarium, 1159 nucleotides long. The record is from the annotation of a GenBank genome assembly. NCBI's taxonomy places the organism in Eukaryota, Fungi, Basidiomycota, Agaricomycetes, Polyporales, Cerrenaceae.
AGUUUCGACUCAAGGUGCAGGCUGUUCCCAAGCUGGAAUAUCUUCGUCGACCGUCCAGGUACAGUUGACCUCUUCCCGAACUUGUAUUUCUACAUGGUGCUGGAGGUUAAGACGCUGAAUUCCACUAACCUUCUUCAGUGACACCCCUUGACACCUCUCCCAGAACACUACCGCUACCUCUUGCACUGAAGUACCCAGCUAUUGACCUUCAGCGUCAUGAGAUGGUGUCUGUUGCGCUUAUACUACUCUUUGUGCUAUCUUGUAUUGUAUUGCGGCUGAUAUCCGUAAUCCGUCGUACGAGAACGCGGUUCUCAGACGCGCGACCAACACCUCCCAAGACAUGUUCCUUGGCCGUGUUCUUGGGUUCAGGUGGUCAUACGAGUGAGGCCCUCGUUUUGUUGUCCGCCUUGGACUUCUCUCGGUAUUCUCCACGAAAGUACAUCUACAGCCAAGGCGAUAUUCUCAGUGCCAAGAAGGCGGUCAAUUUGGAGUCGCUUAAAGCCCCCGAGUGUACUUCGCACCCCGUCCACAGCACAGACGCGACCACUCCAUAUACACUCGUCUCCAUCCCACGAGCACGCCGUGUGCAUCAGAGUCUUUUCACGACUCCCGUGACAGCUGCACGCUCUCUCAUCACCUGCCUGUACCACGUCACGAUAGCCCCCUUACUCUCUGGUCACCCCUUUGCAGAUGUCCUGGUUGUAAAUGGACCCGGAACAUGCUGCAUGCUUUGCCUGGCUGUCUAUGUUAACAGGUUCUUUGGAUUCCAUUCUCCGAAGAUGAUAUACGUCGAAUCCUUCGCUCGCGUCAAAACCUUGUCUCUUUCUGGGAAAUUGUUGCGCCCAUUUGUGGACAGAUCUCCGUCGUGUAGAUUCGUCGUACAAUGGCCCGAGCUAUUAAAUGACGGUGGCCGUGGAGAGUGCCGUGGGUGGCUUAUAUGAAGUUUGACGUUCAUGGAAAUCCCUCGGUGAGCAUAUUUGCAUUCAGCAGAGAACAGAGGGCUGCGGAGCGUGAUGCAAUCUUGCCUGUGUCCUGCGCAAUGAGUUUGAAACUGCAAUGCUUCUGAGACGACCAGUAAAUAUAUUUGUCAGCCAUAGGUAUUCUACAUUCUUCCGGUCUCGACGACCUAGAUUGCUGAAUUCACCAAUUUCAUUACACC